UUCUUAUCCAACACAACAGCAAUACAUUAUCGUAGCAAUCAAGAACUCAAAUUCAUUCCAUAUAAAUUUUGGAUAUUUUCUCCAUAAAUAAAUGCACAAGAAACCGAGUUAAAGGGAUCACCAUUUCAUAUCUGGAUCGAUCCUAUUCAUUCGCCAAACAAGGAAUUACUAGUAAAUCAAUGAUCAUGAAAUCUGGGAAAUUGUUACUGCUUCUUCUUUCUUUCAAUGUCUUCUAUUAUGCAGCAGUGAAUUGUGCACCUCAGACAUGCCCUGCUACCAAAGAUGCUAAAUGUGGUGAUUCAGAUGACUGGAAAGCGGAAUUUUUUCCUGGCAUUUCCAAAAUUAAAUAUGAGGGGCCUUCCAGUAAGAAUCCACUUUCAUUUAAAUGGUAUAAUCCAGAGGAGGAAAUUCUUGGGAAGAAGAUGAAGGAUUGGUUCAGAUUUAGUGUUGCAUUUUGGCAUACAUUCCGUGGAACAGGUGUUGACCCAUUUGGUGCACCUACCAAAUAUUGGCCAUGGGAAGAUGGUACCAAUUCAUUAAGCAUGGCUAAAAGAAGAAUGAGAGCAAAUUUUGAGUUCAUAAACAAACUUGGAGUCGAUUUCUGGUGCUUCCACGACAGGGAUAUAGCUCCUGAUGGGAAGACUAUUGAGGAAUCAAAUGAAAACCUGGAUGAAGUUGUGGCCCUUGCUCAUGAGCUUCAGCGUCAGAGCAAAAAGAGAGUUUUGUGGGGAACAGCUCAGUUGUUCGUGCAUCCUCGUUAUAUGCAUGGUGCUGCUACUAGCUCCGAGUUAGCAGUGUAUGCAUAUGCUGCGGCUCAAGUGAAGAAAGCCUUGGAGGUGACACAUUAUUUGGGGGGAGAAAAUUAUGUGUUUUGGGGCGGUCGAGAGGGUUACCAAUCUCUUUUGAACACAGAUAUGGAACGAGAGCUUAAUCAUUUGGCUAGAUUUUUUGAAGCUGCUGUUGCACACAAAAAGAAGAUCGGAUUCAAUGGGACAUUUUUAAUUGAACCAAAGCCACAAGAACCUACAAAACAUCAGUAUGAUUGGGAUGCUGCAACUGCAGCUAAUUUCUUGCGAAAAUAUGGACUUAUAGGGGAAUUCAAACUUAACAUUGAGUGCAACCAUGCCACUCUAUCUGGUCACAGUUGCCAUCAUGAGCUUGAAACUGCAAGGAUCAAUGGAUUAUUGGGUAAUAUCGAUGCAAAUACUGGUGAUCCUCAAGUUGGUUGGGACACGGAUCAGUUUCUCGUAGAUAUCCAAGAGGCAACAAUGAUUAUGCUCAGCGUUAUCAGAAAUGGUGGAAUUGCACCAGGUGGAUUCAACUUUGAUGCCAAAUUGCGGAGAGAGAGCACAGAUGUUGAAGACUUGUUCAUAGCUCAUAUUGUUGGCAUGGAUACAAUGGCCAGAGGUCUCAGGAAUGCUGCCAAGCUAGUUGAGGAUGGUUCUCUGGCCGAGCUUGUUCGCAAGCGAUAUCAGAGUUUUGACACAGAAAUUGGGGCUCAAAUAGAGGCCGGAAAAGCCGACUUUGAUUUUCUUGAGAAGAAGGUCAAGGAAUGGGGAGAACCAAAGGUUGCUUCUGCGAAACAGGAGCUAGCCGAGAUGAUAUUCCAGAAUGCUAUGUAGAAAGCAACAUCAAGCUCUGUGUGGAAGUUAUAUUUCUUCUUUUUUAUGUUAGGAGUAGGCUACCAUCAUAGCUUUAAGUAGUAUAAUAAAUGGAAAUCCAGAUUAUAUAGUAUUUAGCUGCUUAAUUUUGCUUGUGAUAAAUAAUGGGUGGAAGCUUCCUUGGUGCAUUCGAAAUCCGGUGAAGUGCAUGUUAACUUUUGUACAAAAAACAAUGUGGCACAUACCUUCCCUGGCCAUGAAAGACCGUUUAUCGGGCAGAGUUAAUAGUUAUUUUUACUUUUAUUUA
This is a messenger RNA of Medicago truncatula (barrel medic), 1908 nucleotides long. Its product is annotated as xylose isomerase. Bases 180 to 1622 code for a protein of 480 amino acids. NCBI's taxonomy places the organism in Eukaryota, Viridiplantae, Streptophyta, Magnoliopsida, Fabales, Fabaceae. The record is from RefSeq and is a predicted model, not a curated record. Gene Ontology annotation, molecular function: xylose isomerase activity. The transcript has 21 exons. Gene Ontology annotation, biological process: carbohydrate metabolic process.